ACUUAACUGAGGUAGACGCCCUCGUGGGAAUUACAUGAGGCACCCGCUGUAUAGCUGUGUUAUUAAUGUCCAUAUAGGUAUCAUCAAGAUGCCUCCACGAGGUCUCCCGACCAGAGUUCAUCAAUCCUGAGUAUCGCACAAUCCUCGCCCCGAUGAACGGCAGUAAGGCAGCAGUAUGGCAUUCUCAAGAUGGCACCACGGUUUUAAAUCAUGCGUAUAAAUUCAACGUGGACACAUACGAUGAGGAUGUAUCGAAAGAUGCAAGAUAUCAAGAAUCCGAAUCCUUGAUGCUGAUGGAACGCGAAAUCGAGAUUUACCAGCACUUAGGACACCAACCGGGUAUCCUUGCCUAUAUAAAGUUCGCAGAGGUGGGCAUUUAUUUCCUUACAAGAAAAAUGGCAACCUUCAGGCCUUCCUGCUGGGCUCGAUGGAACCGGUUCCGCUGCGGACAAAGAUAUCGUGGGUAGAAUCGGCGGGCGGAAGUAUCACCCUCAUCUAUUUCAAGCAUGUUAUCCAAGGCGACGUCAGUGCAAGAGACUUUCUGGUCGACAAUGAUCUUUCCAUCUUGCUCUGCGACUUCUCCGGUUCCGCCCUGAACGACAAAGAACCAUGGGUCGUUGGCAUGGACCACUUUGAAGUGUCCAUCACCACCGAAAUCUUCUCGUUCUGCUCUCUGAUCUUCGAUAUCAUGACCAGACGGCGCCCCUAUGACGAGAUUGAACAUAGUGAUGAAGCUGAGCGUCUCUGUGGCGAAGAAAUGUUUCCGCCAAUGGACGAUGUCCCGUUCCGAGAUAUCAUUCUGAAAUGCUGGAAAGGUGGCUACACUACUGUGGUUGAGAUCUUGGAAGAC
Molecule: messenger RNA, 850 nt
Organism: Eremomyces bilateralis CBS 781.70
Lineage: Eukaryota; Fungi; Ascomycota; Dothideomycetes; Eremomycetales; Eremomycetaceae
Exons: 2
Source: RefSeq, a predicted model, not a curated record